Messenger RNA from Macrosteles quadrilineatus (aster leafhopper), 893 nucleotides. RefSeq lists its product as uncharacterized. The transcript has 5 exons. NCBI's taxonomy places the organism in Eukaryota, Metazoa, Arthropoda, Insecta, Hemiptera, Cicadellidae. Bases 131 to 802 code for a protein of 223 amino acids. The record is from RefSeq and is a predicted model, not a curated record.
UAAGACUACGCGUGAGUAUAGAACCUACAGUGCGUGAGUGCGAGUGGUGCUGGUGAGCGGCGUACGUCUUCGUAGUACGUAGGUGUGACGUCUGCAUCACAUGUGAUACUUCCUGUCAACCUAAAGGGAGAUGAACGUGAAAGUGGCCAUAGCAUUGAUAGCAUGUGCUGUUGUCACUGAAGGACAUCCCACAACUAAGCAGCAGAAGCCAGAUACUAAUAUCACCACCCUCAGUACUAACAAUGACUACGAUGGUACUAACUACACAACUAAGCCAUUAGCCGAUGUGUUGAACACGAGUGCUGUAGAGACAGAUAGAAGUAAAAAAGUAGAGAAGUACCUGAUUCCUGUUCUGAUGGGUUUCAAGCUUACAAGUUUUGCAGCUGCUGUAUUUACUGCUCUCAAGAUAUUCGUGGUCCAAUCAUUCAUUGUCAGCAAAGUAGCGUUGCUUGGAGCUACGUUGUUGGCUAUGAAAGUCAUUUAUGAGCACAUGCGACACAAGAUUUCCCACAAGGGUUGGGAUGAGCAUUACCACUACAAGCAUAUGUGGCCUCAGUGGUCCCCCUAUCCCUAUUCAGAGGACUGGAGUGCAGCUUUUGAUUCCUACCCUUCUCCAGCCAUGGAUAACUACAGUCUAGCCAGUGAGCCUGACAGGACUACCUUGCCCCAUGUACAUGGCAACAAGACAUUUUCCAUGCGCUCAGACAAAUUAAGAGGAGGGCUGGUGUCAAAGUCUCCGAAUACUAAAAUAGACUAUGGAACAUUAAUCACGAGGAUUACAGAAAGAACGUCCGAUGACUGAUCUAGAGAAUUUCAACAACUGUAGGAACAUUAGUGAUGACAUAUGAAGUUAGCUGCAGUAGUUUUGCGAUUAAUAGUGUAUUAGUACAAGA